AGCAGACGCUCCCUCAGCAAGGACAGCAGAGGACCAGCCAAGAGGGAGAGAAGCAAUUCCAGAUCCCCCUGAAAACAACCCUCAGACACCACAUCCCCCGACAAGCUGCCAGGCGGGUUAUCUCUCUCUCACAUACUGCCCCAAGGCUCCACCCUCUCUCCCUUGGAAAGAACAGCCAUGAGCACUGAAACCAUGAUCCAGGACGUGGAGCUGGCCGAGGAGGCGUUCUCCAAGACCCAGGGGCCCCAGGGCUCCAGACGGCGCUGGUUCCUCAGCCUCUUCUCCUUCCUGCUCGUAGCAGGUGCCACCGCCCUCUUCUGCCUGCUGCACUUCGGAGUGAUCGGCCCCCAGAGGGAAGAGUCCUCCAGAGACUUCUCUCCAAUCAACUCUCUGGCCCUGGCAGUCAGAUCAUCUUCUCGAAUCCCGAGUGACAAGCCUGUAGCCCAUGUUGUAGCAAACCCUCAGGCUGAGGGGCAACUCCAGUGGCUGAACCGCCGGGCCAAUGCCCUCCUGGCCAAUGGCGUGGAGCUGAGAGAUAACCAGCUGGUGGUGCCAUCAGACGGGCUGUACCUCGUCUACUCCCAGGUCCUCUUCAAGGGCCAAGGCUGCCCCUCCACCUUUACGCUCCUCACCCACAGCAUCAGCCGCAUCGCUGUCUCCUACCAGGCCAAGGUCAACCUCCUCUCUGCCAUCAAGAGCCCCUGCCAGAGGGAGACCCCACGGGGCGCUAAGACCCAUCCCUGGUAUGAGCCCAUCUACCUGGGAGGAGUCUUCCAGCUGGAGAAGGGUGAUCGACUCAGCGCUGAGAUCAGUCCGCCUGACUCUCUCGACUUGGCUGAGUCUGGGCAGGUCUACUUUGGGAUCAUUGGCCUGUGAGGAGGACGAACAUCCAUCCUUCCCAAACCCCUCCCCUGCCCCGAUCCCUUUAUUAUCCCCUCCUUCAGACACCCUCACCCUCUUCUGGCUUAAAAGAGAAUUAGGGGCUUAGGGUCGGACCCCAGGCUUAGAACUUUAAGCAACACCAGCACCACUUGGAAACCCGGGACUCAGGAAAGUGUGGCCUGCACAGUAAAGCACUGGCAUCCACGAAGAAUUCAGACUGGGGCCUCCAGAACUCACUGGGGCCUACAGCUUUGAUCCCUGAACUCAGUCUGUGACAUCUGGAAUCUGGCCACCAGGAGCCUUUGGUUCUGGCCAGAACGCUGCAGGACUUGAGGAGACCUCACCCAGAAGUUGACAUGAGUGACCUCGGCCUUCCUUUCUCCAGAUGUUUCCGGACUCCCCUGAGACACAGAGCCCGGCCCUCCCCAUGAAGCCAGCCCCUCUAUUUAUGUUUGCACCUGUGAUUAUUUAUUAUUUAUUUAUUAUUUAUUUAUUUACCGACGAAUGUAUAUUUAUUUAAGAGGUCGAGGCAUCCCGAGGGACCCAGUGUAAGAGCUGCCUUGGCCAGACAUGUUUUCUGUGAAAACAGAGCUGAAUAGUAGGCUGUUCCCAUGUAGCCUCCGGGCCUCUGUGCCUUCUUUUGAUUAUGUUUUUAAAAAUAUUCAUCUGAUUAAGUUGUCUGAAAAAUACUGAUUUGGUGACCGACUGUCACUCAUCACUGAACCUCUGCUCCCCAGGGGAGUUGUCUGUAAUCGCCCUACUAUUCAGUGGCGAGAAAUAAAGUUUGCUUAGAAA
Molecule: messenger RNA, 1677 nt
Organism: Saimiri boliviensis boliviensis (Bolivian squirrel monkey)
Lineage: Eukaryota; Metazoa; Chordata; Mammalia; Primates; Cebidae
Gene: TNF
Product: tumor necrosis factor
Biological process (GO): tumor necrosis factor-mediated signaling pathway; positive regulation of transcription by RNA polymerase II; positive regulation of canonical NF-kappaB signal transduction
Cellular component (GO): membrane; cell surface
Molecular function (GO): tumor necrosis factor receptor binding; cytokine activity
Source: RefSeq, a predicted model, not a curated record